Messenger RNA from Rubroshorea leprosula, 750 nucleotides. The record is from the annotation of a GenBank genome assembly. NCBI's taxonomy places the organism in Eukaryota, Viridiplantae, Streptophyta, Magnoliopsida, Malvales, Dipterocarpaceae.
CUUCGGCUAUUUUGCUUAAUUAUCUGGGACUGGGAGGAAACGAAAAUGGGGAGAAUCGAUUAUCUGGCGGUGAAAACCGAUCCGGUGGUGGAGGAUUCGAUCAAUUCUGAUGCAAACGAGCUCAGGGCGGCCACAAGGAAGCUGAUCAAAGAUGCAACUAAACUUGGCGGAAUUGGGUUUGGAACAUCUUUUCUCAAAUGGGUCGCUUCUUUUGCGGCUAUUUAUUUGUUGAUAUUGGAUCACACAAAUUGGAGAACAAAUAUGUUAACAUCACUUCUGGUGCCUUACAUUUUCUUCAGUCUUCCUUCAGUGCUGUUCAACUUUCUUAGAGGAGAGGUUGGCAAAUGGAUUGCUUUCAUUGCCGUUGUGCUGAGGCUUUUCUUCCCAAGACAUUUUCCAGAUUGGCUGGAGAUGCCAGGUUCCUUGAUUCUACUGCUGGUUGUGGCUCCCAACUUCUUUGCAGAGACCCUGAGGGGCAGCUGGGUUGGUGUUUUAGUAUGUCUCAUCAUUGGUUGUUACCUGUUGCAAGAGCAUAUUCGAGCCUCGGGAGGAUUCAGGAACUCAUUCACACAAAGCCAUGGAAUAUCCAACACCAUUGGCAUCAUCCUUCUACUAGUCUUUCCUAUCUGGGCUUUGGUACUUCACUUUCUCUAAGCUAGUAUGCUUCCAUCUUUAAUGUAAGAUUUCAACUUCCAUGGUCAGUGUGAUACCUGGUUCAUUUUUUGUAAGCAAUUAAAAUUUAGUUUCAUG